Messenger RNA from Manihot esculenta (cassava), 912 nucleotides. Its product is annotated as very-long-chain (3R)-3-hydroxyacyl-CoA dehydratase 2. Lineage: Eukaryota; Viridiplantae; Streptophyta; Magnoliopsida; Malpighiales; Euphorbiaceae. Gene Ontology annotation, cellular component: endoplasmic reticulum membrane. The transcript has 9 exons. Gene Ontology annotation, biological process: sphingolipid biosynthetic process; fatty acid elongation; very long-chain fatty acid biosynthetic process. The record is from RefSeq and is a predicted model, not a curated record. Gene Ontology annotation, molecular function: 3-hydroxyacyl-CoA dehydratase activity. The coding region runs from base 85 to 738 and encodes 217 amino acids.
UAGUCGAUAAGGAUUUAGCCCACUGUAGACUUGCGCACAGAACUGUUUGUGGUGACUGAGCGAGAAAUCCCACGCCAGGCACCUAUGAGGAUGUCAUUUUCGAAGUCCUAUCUCUUCGUUUACAAUUCCCUUCAGGCCUUUGGAUGGACAAUUGCUUGUUUUAGAGUUUUCAGCAGUUUUGUUUCCACCCAUUCUCUCAAUGGAGCUUAUGCUUCUGCUGGAGAGCUUAUCUUUUUCUUGCAAAUUGUUGCAUUCUUGGAAGUUAUACAUGGAGCUCUGGGUAUUGUUCCAAGUGGAGUGUUGUUCCCAUUUAUGCAGUGGGCAGGAAGAACGCAUUUUCUGUUCUUUGUUCAUAACCUUGUUGAGGUCCAGGAGUUGCCUUCAAUUUUUAUAACCUUUUUAGCUUGGUGCCUAUCUGAGGUAAUUAGGUAUCCACAUUAUGCUUUGAACAGCAUUGGAAAUUGUCCAUCUUGGAUCACUUACCUAAGGUACACCACAUUUAUUGUUAUAUAUCCUAUUGGGCUUGCUCCUGGUGAAAUGUGGCUCAUGUACCAAGGACUUCCAUUUGCAAAGAAGAAUAAUCUCUAUGCUGGUUUCUUUGCUGCUCUCCCAUUCAGCUAUUAUGACUUUGUUAGGGUUGGGCUUGUAUUCUACCCCUUCCUCUGGUUCAAUCUUUACCUGCAUUUGCUAAAGCAACGGCGAUCUAAAUUGGGUAAACACCAUGAGAAGAAGAAGUGAAUAUUCGAGUUAUUCAGAGUACAUGCAUGAAUGGGGCAAAAACUAACAAAUCUCAAGUAUAGAACCUCUGGUAUUAUUUGUGUGCAUGAGAGAUGAUUUGAGCAAACAUUAUGUGGUGUGUAAAGUAAUCAAUUGAUCUUAUUUCAUCUUCAAAUAAAUAUCUUCUUCCUCUUA